This is a messenger RNA of Lingula anatina, 3234 nucleotides long. RefSeq lists its product as uncharacterized. Gene Ontology annotation, cellular component: membrane. The record is from RefSeq and is a predicted model, not a curated record. Gene Ontology annotation, molecular function: tumor necrosis factor receptor binding. Gene Ontology annotation, biological process: immune response. NCBI's taxonomy places the organism in Eukaryota, Metazoa, Brachiopoda, Lingulata, Lingulida, Lingulidae.
GCGCCUUUUGUUUCAACUGAAAACUUAUGUUUUGAAACUCACUCUUUGUCGUAGUUCCAAAAGCGCCUCCUAAGUGGUUUCUAAGGGCUAGUCUGGCUAAAAUUGCCCUGCAGUUUGUUUACUAUAGCUUACACAUGAAUUUAUGAUAAACGUAAGAGAUAAAAAGUUAAUAUUGUGAAAUCUUGGACUUGAAGUGCUGAUUCUCGCAGAGGUGCGAAGGAACUUUAUUGGAGCGAGAACCGCAAGAAACAGUUUGAUGUUGAUUCUGAACCACGUGCUUCUUCAACAAGGAAACUGCUGAAGUAUCUACAUGUACUAGGAUAGUGUGAUGAAUAAUUAACCUCUGGGCCUAGACAGCAUAGGAUGUGCAAAAGGAGGACCAAACUAAACCACACGCAUACCUGAGGUAAAAUCAGGAAAAUAACAAAUUGCAACCAGGUCGCGUUUCACGGCCCAGAGAAGCCUACCCCCCCAGUUUACACCCUACGUAUAGUUUGGAAAUCCCAGCCUCUUCUCAGAAGGAAGUGAAUACGACGAACGCUUUUGUUUGGACGGACCAAGCGCGACAAAGUUGCUUGAAUGUGAAAGAAAAACAUCCACGCAUGGCACGUACUGAUGCUGGCAUAGGUUCUGAAUACAGAGCUUGGUGUGGAUAUUAGCCCGGGGAAACUGUCGUUUAGUGUGUGCCACUUGUAAAUACAACUGAACUCAGAUAAGUGGCCGGAAACUCCAGAAACUUGGUGACUAAUAUCUGACCGCAACGUCCAGGACCCUUACCAGAUUAAGGGAUGAUUAAGGGAUAAGGGAUAUUGGAGUUAUUUCACCUGGCCGAGGUGUUUGUAACGAACGUUAACAGGCAUUGCAUACUGGGUCCGAUCUGUUACUUAGCAUAGGACCGUCUCGACAGUAUAGUGAGGUGCUUUAAAAGCGCGUCUGUCCAAUAAAACGCAGGGUUUAGCCUGGUUAAUCAGACCAAAUCGUGCCGAAGCCAAAUGUUAUACCUGCAGACAAAUUCAGCGGACAGUUGAAAAAAAGAAAGAAAGAAAACUAUAAUAUUUCAUCAGCAGACAUGUCACACAGACAGCUCCCCCCGGGCCCCUGGACGCACUGCCGUGCCCCACCCAUGCCGAUGAUUAUCGACGCCGAAGACUCUGGAUCCUCCGUGGGGAUGAUACCCCAAGCAUGCAUGGUUUUCCGUUCAUUGCCACCAACCCCUGAACACAGCGUCCGUGCCGGCAGCGCCGCUCCUAGGGGAGCCUCCACAGACAGCGAGUCCAGCGUCACUGACGGGGCUUACGACGUCAUUUACCCCCCGGGGGCGGGGCUUGGAGGGGGUGGACCCCGGGGCGUAGGCGAACCACCCCAAGGGGCGGGUCCCCCCUUGUUUAUACCGCGAAACGAUUCACAGUUCACAGUUACUAGUGGCCGGUCUCUCUUAUCGGACCCUGGGGAGUAUAACGUGAGUCACCUCGAAAAACUUAGAUACGAACACAUAUGCAUAUGCCGCCGAACAUUUGUUUUGAUUUUUGUGUGUAUAUACACCUUUCUCUUACUUUCGACCAGCGCUUUCUGCUUGUGGUUUUACUUGAACUACACCAGUGAACGAAUGGACAAUAUGAGCAGCAUACAAAGACUGAAACAAAAUAACAGUCCACCAACGGUGUGCGUGCCUUGCCAAAAACUUGCCCGGGAGACCAAAGCUGAUAUCUCGCUAUUAAAAACUUAUACGGAUCGAAAUGUAUGCAAAGUUCGCACGGAUCUAGCCAAACCGCUGGUCCUGAACCUUGAGGGGAGUAUCUGCACCAGCAACGCAUCUGAAAUCACGGAAUUGAUGAAGUCGGUGGUCAUGUCAGAGUUCGGUCGUGACUUUCAUCACAAACAGAACGACAUGGAAGAAAAAAUCACUACAAUCCAAGAACGCCUUGACGCGCUAGGCCAUAUAAACAGUUCCAGACCUUUCAAUAUCCCACUGGUCACUCCGCUGCCCAGGACAACGACCACGAAGCGUCCAACACCUGUGGCUCACGUCAUCGGCACGUGCAGUAAAACGUCUCCGGGGACACGAGGUUCUGAUUGCGAAUUACACUGGGAAGAUGACCCAAGCAGCUCACAAAGCCACAUUAAUAAGGGCGGCGUGACGCUGGAAGAUGGCUACCUAAAGGUUCCUCGUCCCGGUUACUACUACGUCUACAGUCAACUCUGUUUCAACGUGCACACAAAUCGGCAAGGCCACGCCACGUUCGAACACUUUCUACAGAGAAACUGUGCAAUUCCCUUAUCGGACAACCGUCAUAUCUUGUUCCAAAACUGGAAGCACAUCAACCUGCAGACCAGUCAUGAACACUGCAGUUACCUUGGCGGCGUGGUCGAAAUGGUCAGAGGGUGUGGGGUGGUGGUCACUGUUACAGGUGGCCAGUUCUUGACCCCUAAUAAGCAUAUGAAUUACUUUGGUCUGUAUUUCAUCGAGGGUAAAGAACAGAUGUAAGGGGGAGACCAGUGUGACGUCAGAGACCAGCGUGACGUCAAAAACCAGUGUGACGUCAAAAACCAGCGUGACGUAAAAAAUGCUGUCCCAUCUUUACAUGACAGCUAAGAGAGAAGGGAGCCUUUUUAAUCGAGAGGAGGGCAUACGAUAUCAUUGCGCUAGCGCAUGUUGUGUAUUGCCGUUAAAAAAAUCUACAUUUUAGUCUCCUGCACAUUGCUCAUGCAUUCUUUUUCUAAGGUAGUCUACCUGUCAUAUCUUUAGGCUGGUAGCUAUCUGAAAAUGAUUAGUAUUAACCAAGUCGCUUUUUUAUUUGAUAUAAGACAGACUGUAUAUAUUUUGGUAUAACGUUUUCUUUUUUUAAUUUUUCAUAACGAACUGGGCAGAGUUUACAUCUUGCCUUCAACUUAAAAAACCGGCCAAUACUUCAUGUCCACUGUAUAUUUCACAAUGUCCUCUGUCCAGUAGUUGUGGUCAGUGUCACCUGUCCAGUAUCAGAGGUCAGUUGGACGAGUCACAACACUGUGGUCAGUCAUCCAUGCCCCAUGAUUCAUAACAUAAGUCACAUUCAUGUUUGAGAUGGCAUCGCUUUAAUUCUACGACAAAUGUAGAUGCUGCCGAGAUUGUAUAUGUUAUAUUGGUGCUUAAGACAUUUAUCAUAUGUGUUUUAAAAAUUACACGCUUCUUUGUGGAGGUGCGUGGGUGGGGUGGGGGUAGGUAGGUCACUGAUUCACACAGGGUAAUUUAACAUG